Messenger RNA from Sinocyclocheilus anshuiensis, 526 nucleotides. It is a transcript of the gene npb, whose product is annotated as neuropeptide B. The transcript is spliced from 2 exons. The record is from RefSeq and is a predicted model, not a curated record. NCBI's taxonomy places the organism in Eukaryota, Metazoa, Chordata, Actinopteri, Cypriniformes, Cyprinidae. Gene Ontology annotation, molecular function: G protein-coupled receptor binding. Bases 48 to 446 code for a protein of 132 amino acids. Gene Ontology annotation, biological process: feeding behavior; G protein-coupled receptor signaling pathway.
UACGAGGCAUCACAGAUCACAACACACGCGUUUAGGUGAAGUGCGCAAUGGAGAGGUCCGUCAGAUCCGUGCUGGUGUUCGUGGCUGUUUCCAUCCUCAUCUCGAGCCAUCCUACAGACGCCUGGUACAAGCAGUCCACCGGGCCGAGCUACUAUUCCGUCGGGAGAGCCUCGGGUUUGCUGUCCGGGAUCCGGAGGUCGCCGUAUAUGCGCCGAUCUGAGACAGAAUCAGAGCAGGACAGCAGCGAGACCCCCGGCGUCUCCAACAGCGUGAUGCCCGACUUCAGCAGCAGACAAACUCCAGUCCUUAAAAACAUGGCCAUCUGCGUGAAGGACGUUUCUCCAAACCUACAGAGCUGCGAGCUGGUUGAGGACGGUUCGAGCACAUUUCGGUGCAAAGCAGACGUGUUUCUCUCGCUCGAUUCGCUGGACUGCUUCUCCUCCUGAGCGGCACCCGUCUCUCUCCCUCCCGACCCGAACAUCUCUUCCAUUUCAGGAGUAUUUACAGCCAAGGCAGGGAGGCGCGC